CCGGCGGCCAUCUUAGAGAAGGGCAGCUGGGAGGAGGGGCGUCCUUGCUCCUUCCUCCCUUGAGUAAGAUGUCGGCGCCUCUCGGACCUGCUGGACGUUCCGCUGCAGGGUUGGGGUGCCGCUGAGGCGGCGGGCGGGCGGCAACAGCAGCAGCUAUGGGCGAGGCUGAGAAGCUUUAUUAUGUGUAUAGCUGCGACCUUGACAUCAACGUGCAGCUGAAGAUAGGAAGUCUGGAGGGGAAAAGAGAACAGAAGAGUUACAAAGCUCUCUUGGAAGACCCCAUGCUGAAGUUCUCAGGACUGUAUCAAGAAACUUGCUCUGAUUUGUAUGUAACUUGUCAGGUGUUUGCAGAAGGGAAGCCUCUUGCUCUUCCAGUUAGAACUUCCUAUAAAGCUUUUAGCACUAGGUGGAACUGGAAUGAAUGGCUGAAACUGCCUGUGAAGUAUCCAGACUUACCUCGCAAUGCACAGGUGGCUCUAACCAUCUGGGAUGUAUAUGGGCCUGGUAAAGCAGUUCCUGUGGGAGGAACAACGGUCUCGCUCUUUGGGAAAUAUGGUAUGUUUCGUCAAGGAAUGCAUGAUCUGAAAGUCUGGCCCAAUGUAGAAGCUGAUGGCUCGGAGCCAACCAGAACUCCUGGGAGAACCAGCAGCACAGUUUCUGAGGAUCAAAUGAGCCGCUUGGCAAAGCUCACAAAGUCUCAUCGGCAAGGCCACAUGGUGAAAGUGGACUGGCUGGACAGGCUGACCUUUAGAGAAAUAGAAAUGAUAAAUGAGAGGGAAAAACGAAGUUCUAAUUUUAUGUACCUGAUGAUUGAAUUCCGUUGUGUCAAGUGUGAUGAUAAAGAAUACGGAAUAGUUUACUACGAAAAGGAUGGUGAUGAGUCAUCUCCAAUUUUAACAAGUUCUGAAAUUGUUAAGAUUCCAGAUCCACAAAUGUCUAUGGAGAACUUAGUAGAAAGCAAACAUCACAAGCUUGCUCGAAGUUUAAGAAGUGGACCUUCUGACCAUGAUCUGAAGCCUAAUGCAGCUACACGAGAUCAGCUUAAUAUCAUAGUGAGUUAUCCACCAACGAAGCAGCUGACAUAUGAGGAACAGGAUCUAGUUUGGAAAUUCAGAUAUUACCUUACUAAUCAGGAGAAGGCCUUGACAAAAUUUUUGAAGUGUGUCAAUUGGGACCUACCUCAAGAGGCAAAGCAAGCACUGGAGCUACUGGGCAAAUGGAAGCCAAUGGACGUGGAAGACUCUCUAGAACUCCUGUCAUCUCACUUCACUAAUCCAACAGUUCGACGAUACGCUGUUGCUAGGCUUCAGCAGGCUGAUGAUGAGGAUUUGCUGAUGUAUCUGCUACAACUGGUCCAGGCAUUGAAAUAUGAAAACUUUGAUGACAUAAAGAAUGGACUGGAACCUAGCAAGAGGGAUAGUCAAGGUUCAGUGUCAGAAAGCAUGACAACAUCUGGAGCUAAUGGUACAGAAAUAGACAGUUCCCAGAUCAUGACUCCUAUUCCAUCUGUUUCCUCGCCACCUCUUACCUCUAAAACAAAGGAGCCUGCAGACAAUGAGAACCUCGAUCAAGACCUUUGCACUUUCUUGAUAUCACGAGCAUGCAAAAAUUCCACGUUGGCGAACUACUUAUACUGGUAUGUAAUAGUGGAAUGUGAAGACCAAGACACUCAGCAGAGGGACCCAAAGACUCAUGAAAUGUACUUAAAUGUGAUGAGAAGAUUUAGUCAGGCUUUGCUAAAGGGUGAUAAGUCUGUCAGGGUGAUGCGUUCGUUGUUGGCAGCUCAGCAGACGUUUGUAGAUCGCCUGGUUCAUGUAAUGAAAGCAGUGCAGCGUGAAAGUGGGAAUCGUAAGAAAAAGAAUGAGAGGCUUCAGGCGUUGUUAGCGGAUAAUGAAAAGAUGAAUUUAGCGGAUAUGGAACUUAUUCCACUUCCUCUGGAGCCUCAGGUGAAAAUUAAAGGGAUAAUCCCUGAAAAAGCCACACUCUUCAAGAGUGCCUUAAUGCCUGCUCAGUUAUUCUUCAAGACAGAAGAUGGAGGUAAAUAUCCUGUAAUAUUUAAGCAUGGUGAUGACUUACGUCAAGAUCAACUUAUUCUUCAGAUUAUUUCACUCAUGGAUAAGCUCUUAAGAAAAGAGAAUCUGGAUUUGAAGCUGACACCCUAUAAAGUGCUGGCAACUAGUACAAAACAUGGUUUCAUGCAGUUUAUUCAGUCAGUGCCAGUUGCAGAAGUUCUUGCUACUGAGGAAAGUAUACAGAACUUCUUCAGAAAGCAUGCACCUAGUGAGACUGGGCCUCAUGGAAUAAGUGCAGAGGUGAUGGACACGUAUGUUAAGAGCUGUGCUGGUUAUUGUGUAAUUACUUACAUCCUUGGAGUUGGAGACAGACAUCUGGAUAAUCUUUUGCUAACAAAAACAGGUAAACUGUUUCACAUAGACUUUGGUUACAUUCUGGGUCGGGACCCUAAGCCUCUACCUCCCCCAAUGAAGCUGAAUAAGGAGAUGGUGGAAGGCAUGGGAGGCACGCAGAGUGAGCAGUACCAGGAAUUCCGUAAGCAGUGCUACACAGCCUUUCUCCAUCUCCGCAGGUAUUCCAACUUGAUCUUGAACUUAUUUUCCCUCAUGGUGGAUGCCAACAUUCCAGAUAUUGCUCUUGAACCUGACAAGACUGUAAAAAAGGUGCAGGACAAGUUCCGUUUGGACCUGUCUGACGAAGAAGCUGUCCAUUAUAUGCAGAGUCUAAUUGAUGAAAGUGUCCAUGCCCUCUUUGCAGCUGUGGUGGAACAGAUACAUAAGUUUGCACAGUAUUGGAGAAAAUAAGCCCUUUGCUUUCCUGUGAUGGAAACAAGCCUCAGCAAAUGCUCAAGAAAGAGACUUUCUCAAGCCCUUGUGGACUUCAUUAAACAGUUUUGGAAGGCAAAAGCUGCCGAUCUGGUAGCAUGGAGAACCGAGAGCUCAGGAGGCAGAGAAGCUUUUUGAGUCUCAUUUCUUUAAAGGUUUAAAAAUAACCAUUUUAAAAAAAAAAAAAAAAAAAAAAAAAGGAGAAUGUUUAUUUAUACCAUCUUUCAGGCUCAGAUAUAAUGGCAUUUCUUUCUAAGAAAAAUGUCAGCCUCAAAGGUUGAAGUGAGCAACUUCCUCCCAAGCCAAAGAUAACUGGAAGAGGCUGGAUUUGAUGGUAGAUUCUUGUACCUGUUAAAAUAUUUUAUUUACAAAUGGAAAUCAUUGCUAUACUGAAUAUGUGUAUGUACAAAGUGCAGCAGUGAGGCUACAGUUCUUCAGUGGAGAAAAACACGAAACCACGUUAAUCUCCUCUUCUCCCCUCCCCUCCUACUAACUUUAAUCCUUGUGUAAGUUUUAAAUAUGAUUCGUGUGUUCCUUUAUUUCUCACCUUGGACAAUGUCAUCGUUUAGAAAGGACAAUCAUUUCUUCCCGGCUUACAAAAAUGUUUUUAAGUGCUGAUAAGUUCAUCGGCUGUACACAGUCAAUUAAUCAUCACUAACAGGCUCAGCAACCAGGAUGCACAGUGAGGCGUUCAGUAUUUCACACUUUAAAUACAAAUGUUUUCUGUACAGCAAUUAUAUAUUCAUGACUAAUAAACUCUUUGUUGUUGCA
Messenger RNA from Cygnus olor (mute swan), 3608 nucleotides. It is a transcript of the gene PIK3C3, whose product is annotated as phosphatidylinositol 3-kinase catalytic subunit type 3. NCBI's taxonomy places the organism in Eukaryota, Metazoa, Chordata, Aves, Anseriformes, Anatidae. Gene Ontology annotation, cellular component: membrane; phagophore assembly site; phosphatidylinositol 3-kinase complex, class III, type I. Gene Ontology annotation, molecular function: 1-phosphatidylinositol-3-kinase activity. Gene Ontology annotation, biological process: autophagy of peroxisome; phosphatidylinositol-mediated signaling; phosphatidylinositol-3-phosphate biosynthetic process. The transcript is spliced from 25 exons. The record is from RefSeq and is a predicted model, not a curated record. Bases 156 to 2816 code for a protein of 886 amino acids.